AUGGGGCUGAGGACCGCGAAGAGGGGGCUUGGGGGAGGGGGGAAAUGGAAGCGAGAGGAGGGAGGAGGAACAAGAGGAAGGAGAGAAGUGCGGCCAGCUUGCUUUCUCCUGUCGGGUGGCCGCGGGGACCCGGGCGACGUCGGAGGCCCUGCCGGGAACCCAGGCGGCAGCCCCCACCCCCGCGCUGCGACACGCCCCCCACCACUUCCGGCUCACACCCCCGCCCACACUCCUGAGUGGUGCGGUGCAGCGGCGGCCGAGGCAGCAGAGCCGAGGAGAGCAGGUCCACACCUCUGCAUCCCUGCACCAGGACUCACCGAGACGCCCAUCCUGGAAAAGGUCCCCCAUAAGAUGGCAGCAAAAACUCCCAGCAGUGAGGAGGAGUCUGGGCUACCCAAACUGCCCGUGCCACCACUACAGCAGACCCUGGCCACGUACCUGCAGUGCAUGCGACACCUGGUGCCUGAGGAGCAGUUCAGGAAAAGCCAGGCCAUUGUGCAGAGGUUUGGGGCCCCUGGUGGCCUCGGCGAGACCCUGCAGCAGAAACUCUUGGAGCGGCAGGAGAAGACAGCCAACUGGGUGUCUGAGUACUGGCUGAAUGACAUGUAUCUCAACAACCGCCUGGCCCUGCCUGUCAACUCCAGCCCCGCCGUGAUCUUUGCUCGGCAGCACUUCCCUGGCACCGACGACCAGCUGAGGUUUGCAGCCAGCCUCAUCUCUGGUGUACUCAGCUACAAGGCCCUGCUGGACAGCCACUCCAUUCCCACUGACUGUGCCAAAGGCCAGCUGUCAGGGCAGCCCCUUUGCAUGAAGCAAUAUUAUGGGCUCUUCUCCUCCUACCGGCUCCCCGGCCAUACCCAGGACACGCUGGUGGCCCAGAACAGCAGCAUCAUGCCGGAGCCUGAGCACGUCAUCGUAGCCUGCUGCAAUCAGUUCUUUGUCUUGGAUGUUGUCAUUAAUUUCCGCCGUCUCAGUGAGGGGGAUCUGUUCACUCAGUUGAGAAAGAUAGUCAAAAUGGCUUCCAACGAGGAUGAGCGUUUGCCUCCAAUUGGCCUGCUGACGUCUGACGGGAGGAGCGAGUGGGCCGAGGCCAGGACGGUCCUCGUGAAAGACUCCACCAACCGGGACUCGCUGGACAUGAUUGAGCGCUGCAUCUGCCUUGUGUGCCUGGACGCGCCAGGAGGCGUGGAGCUCAGCGACACCCACAGGGCACUCCAGCUCCUUCAUGGAGGAGGCUACAGCAAGAACGGGGCCAAUCGCUGGUAUGACAAGUCCCUGCAGUUUGUGGUGGGUCGAGACGGCACCUGCGGCGUGGUGUGCGAACACUCCCCAUUCGAUGGCAUCGUCCUGGUGCAGUGCACUGAGCAUCUGCUCAAGCACAUGACACAGAGCAGGAGGAAGCUGAUCCGAGCAGACUCCGUCAGUGAGCUCCCCGCCCCCCGGAGGCUGCGGUGGAAAUGCUCCCCGGAAAUUCAAGGCCACUUAGCCUCCUCGGCAGAAAAACUUCAACGAAUAGUAAAGAACCUUGACUUCAUUGUCUAUAAGUUUGACAACUACGGGAAAACAUUCAUUAAGAAGCAGAAAUGCAGCCCGGAUGCCUUCAUCCAGGUGGCCCUCCAGCUGGCCUUCUACAGGCUCCACCAAAGACUGGUGCCCACCUACGAGAGCGCGUCCAUCCGCCGAUUCCAGGAGGGACGCGUGGACAACAUCAGAUCGGCCACUCCAGAGGCACAGGCUUUUGUGAGAGCCAUGACUGACCACAAGGCUGCUGUGCCAGCUUCUGAGAAGCUUCUGCUCCUGAAGGACGCCAUCCGUGCCCAGACUGCAUACACAGUCAUGGCCAUAACAGGGAUGGCCAUUGACAACCACCUGCUGGCACUGCGGGAGCUGGCCCGGGCCGUGUGCAAGGAGCUGCCUGAGAUGUUCACGGAUGAAACCUACCUGAUGAGCAACCAGUUUGUCCUCUCCACUAGCCAGGUGCCCACAACCAUGGAGAUGUUCUGCUGCUAUGGUCCUGUGGUCCCAAAUGGGUAUGGUGCCUGCUACAACCCCCAGCCAGAGACCAUCCUUUUCUGCAUCUCCAGCUUUCACAGCUGCAAAGAGACUUCUUCUAGCAAGUUUGCAAAAGCUGUGGAAGAAAGCCUCAUUGACAUGAGAGACCUCUGCAGUCUGCCGCCGCCUGCUGAGAGCAAGCCAUUGGCAACACAGGAAAAAGCCACGAGGCCCAGCCAGGGACACCAGCCUUGACUCCUGCCACUAGGUUUCACCUCCCAAGCCCA
This is a messenger RNA of Nomascus leucogenys (northern white-cheeked gibbon), 2279 nucleotides long. It is a transcript of the gene CHAT, whose product is annotated as choline O-acetyltransferase. NCBI's taxonomy places the organism in Eukaryota, Metazoa, Chordata, Mammalia, Primates, Hylobatidae. The record is from RefSeq and is a predicted model, not a curated record. Gene Ontology annotation, biological process: acetylcholine biosynthetic process; neuromuscular synaptic transmission. Gene Ontology annotation, cellular component: neuron projection; cytoplasm. Gene Ontology annotation, molecular function: choline O-acetyltransferase activity.